CAACAACAAGAUGCAAGCAGGAAAGAACGCAAUGGCAUCAGUGAAGGAAACAGCAGCCAAUAUUGGAGCUUCAGCCAAGUCCGGCAUGGAAAAAACCAAGGCCACCAUGCAAGAAAAGAUGGAGAAGAUGACAGCCCACAGUGAACUAGAAAAGGAAGAGGCAGAGAGGAAGAAGCAGGAGAGAAUUCGGGAAGCAGAAACAGAAAAGCUGGAGGCAAAACAACAGAAUGCAAUGGCACGUGAACAAGUACGAGCAGGACACGGUCAUUCCGACGAUCACCGGCGCUCGUCGGCAGCCGAGCAUGUCGAGCCUGCUGUGAUCAGCUCUCGUCCGAUUGAUCUCGAAACUGGCACUGGCCGACCUUCUUGCUAGUGAUCACCUUGAAUUUCACGGCACUAAGGGAUCAGACGGUGUCUUUCGUCUUCUUAGCUACUUCUCUUCAUGUGUUUUAUUUUUUAUUGUUUUUAG
Messenger RNA from Dioscorea cayenensis subsp. rotundata (Guinea yam), 469 nucleotides. RefSeq names its product 11 kDa late embryogenesis abundant protein. Lineage: Eukaryota; Viridiplantae; Streptophyta; Magnoliopsida; Dioscoreales; Dioscoreaceae. The coding region runs from base 11 to 373 and encodes 120 amino acids. The transcript is spliced from 2 exons. Gene Ontology annotation, biological process: embryo development ending in seed dormancy. The record is from RefSeq and is a predicted model, not a curated record.